Messenger RNA from Carassius carassius (crucian carp), 1183 nucleotides. Its product is annotated as cyclin-dependent kinase inhibitor 1-like. Gene Ontology annotation, molecular function: cyclin-dependent protein serine/threonine kinase inhibitor activity. Gene Ontology annotation, biological process: regulation of mitotic cell cycle; signal transduction by p53 class mediator. The coding region runs from base 285 to 782 and encodes 165 amino acids. NCBI's taxonomy places the organism in Eukaryota, Metazoa, Chordata, Actinopteri, Cypriniformes, Cyprinidae. The transcript is spliced from 3 exons. The record is from RefSeq and is a predicted model, not a curated record. Gene Ontology annotation, cellular component: nucleus.
GCGUAUUGCGAUUUUAGCAUCAGUGAGAUGAAAAAAAUCCAUUGUUAUUUUACAUUUUGACAAUUUAAAUAUUGAGUGGAGUACUUUCGCGAGUCACGUGACAAGGGGCAGUCCUGCCAUCAAAACAAACAACGUUACUGCAGAUGAGUUUAUUAUUACUUCGCUGCGCUUGUUGUGUUUGUAGCUCAGGUCGUUUUACUUCUGUUAUUGAUUAGAAAGUGCAUUAGUAACGUUAGUGGAUUUAAUCUCCCUCAUCUAGACCUCUGCUUUCACUCGACUGGAACAUGUCCAUGUCACCAGUUACGUGUUAUUUUGGGCUGCUGGAAGGAGAGGAGGAGGACAUUAAACCUCAGGCAGCAGUGGUUCGGCGGAACCUGUUUGGCCCAGUGGACCACCAGCAGUUACAGCAGGACUUUCAGAGGCUAUUCUGCAUGAACAUGGAAAUCGCCAAACAACGCUGGAACUUUGACUUUCAGAUGGACCAACCAGUCCCCGGUUGCAUUGAGUGGGAGGAGCUGCGGUGCCAGGAUGUGCCAGUGUUUUACCAUAGCUGUGUGUUCAGGCCCGGUAUUGCAAAGCAAACGGUGGAAGUUUGUUCGUCUCCAGCUAUGGCCACAGAAAAUUAUCUGGAGCUGCGGACCAGAGGAACUCUGAGGGUAACCAAACCAGAGAAGAAAAUGGCUGCAUUGCUAGGGGUCAAACGCAGACAAGCAAGCAUCACAGACUUUUUCAGAGUGACAAAAAGAAGAUUUCCUGAUCGCAAAGCUUCAUCAGGACAGUAAACAGACAUUGGACCUUUUUUUGUAUAAAUGUACAUACACUAUCUGCACGUAGCUAUUCUAACUGACCAGCAAAUGCUUAAUAGGAUGUAUAUACUGUACAUACGCACUCACAGAUACAUAUUAUAUACACACGUUUAUGUAUAUUUUUUUUACGAAAUGCAGUAAAAAAGCUAUUAAAGGAACCUAUUUUGUUGUUACAACAUGGAAUCACAAGAUUUAAGUAAAUGUUAAAAAGCCAAAUAUUCCGGUUUUAUAGUGCGUAUGAACAAUUCAAAGCAAUUAAUUCCAGUAAAUGAAAGAGAAUUCACUCUUACAAAAAACUAAUACAUUUUAAAUUCAUGACUUAAUGAAAUGUUUUAUUGUUCCAUGUUGUUCCAUUAAAAAAAUGUUAGGAAUGCACU